AUGAGAUCGGUGGCGGUCGACAGCGUCGUUUUGUCCGAACGCCAAGACUUGACGGAAGCCGUCUUUGAGCUCUUGCAGGACCAAUGGCCGAUACAUGCCGAGACGCGCCGUCGCAGCCUCUCGCCAUCGCCCAACGAAGAGCGCGUGCUGCUUCUCACGUCGACUUGUGAUACUGGUUUGGACCAUGGCGUGGUGGCACACGCCCAGUUGAAGUGGCCGCAACCACACGUGUGUCUCGUGGUGUCGGUGGUUGUGCAUCGCGCGCACCGCCGCCAGCAUGUGGGCGAGACACUCAUGGCGGCCGUCGACGCGCGUAUUCGCGCUAGCAACCGAACCAACGGCCCCGUGACCACAUACGUCUGGACCGCCGAUCAAGAGGCAUUCUUUGAACGUGUCGGGUACCGAACCUGCGCACCGUUCGACGGUCGCCAUCGCGCGGUCGCCAGGCUCGACCAAGUGCAACAGCAUAAUCUGUCCAGCCUCCUCCAGCGGCGCAGCGCCGCCGACGACAACAGUCGCCUGGACGUCACGUGGCUGAGCAAGACUUUGGUGUAG
Molecule: messenger RNA, 555 nt
Organism: Saprolegnia diclina VS20
Lineage: Eukaryota; Oomycota; Saprolegniomycetes; Saprolegniales; Saprolegniaceae
Exons: 3
Coding region: 1-555 (184 amino acids)
Biological process (GO): protein acetylation
Cellular component (GO): cytoplasm
Molecular function (GO): N-acetyltransferase activity; acetyl-CoA binding
Source: RefSeq, a predicted model, not a curated record